Messenger RNA from Episyrphus balteatus (marmalade hoverfly), 705 nucleotides. RefSeq names its product FAD-linked sulfhydryl oxidase ALR (gene Alr). The record is from RefSeq and is a predicted model, not a curated record. Lineage: Eukaryota; Metazoa; Arthropoda; Insecta; Diptera; Syrphidae. The coding region runs from base 125 to 634 and encodes 169 amino acids. The transcript is spliced from 3 exons. Gene Ontology annotation, molecular function: flavin adenine dinucleotide binding; flavin-dependent sulfhydryl oxidase activity. Gene Ontology annotation, cellular component: mitochondrion.
ACCUCAAAUUUCACCGCCGAUUGACAGUUCUAGUUCUAACUUGAAUUUUGGUAUGAUAAAAGUUAUUCAUGUUUUUGUGUAAUACCUUCAAUCGAAAAUUAUUCAAUAAUAAAUAAAUUAAACAAUGUCAAAUUACGAUGCAUAUGAUUCCCCAUCAAGACCUGACCCUAAUUGUCGUUCGUGCACUGAUUUCAAGACAUGGUCACGGAAACAACGUGAAAUAACCAAGACACCAAAAAAUAAGGUUGUAGAAGGACAUAAAGAAGAGAGUGAUCAUAGUCUAAUAGCACCUAACAAUUGUCCACUGGACAAAGACAGCUUGGGACAAAGUACUUGGGGACUUUUGCAUACAAUCGCAGCUGUGUACCCAACAAAUCCUACAGACAGUCAAAAACAAGAUGUUAAACAAUUUUACGAUUCGCUAUCUCGAAUGUAUCCUUGUGAAGUUUGUGCCAAGGAUUUUCAAAAGGACUUAAAAGACAAUCCAGUUAAUGCCAAUUCUCAGGCGAAAUUAUCGCAAUGGUUGUGUAAUUUUCACAAUCGUGUUAAUGAAAAACUGGGAAAACCCCUGUUCGAUUGUAGCAAAGUUAAUGAACGAUGGAGAGAUGGAUGGAAAGAUGGAUCUUGUGAUUGAAACUUGAUUCAAUUUUCAUAUUGGUUUUUGUAGAUUGUUAAAAUGUUUUGUUAAUUUAUGAUAAAAAAAUA